Messenger RNA from Blepharisma stoltei, 1153 nucleotides. NCBI's taxonomy places the organism in Eukaryota, Ciliophora, Heterotrichea, Heterotrichida, Blepharismidae. The record is from the annotation of a GenBank genome assembly.
AUGCAAGAUUAUGGUUCAGUUAAUUUAAGAGAGUGUAUCGAAAUGUGUGUAGAUUAAUGAACGAUUUAUAGCUUCUGAAGUCUUCUACCACAUUAUCUAGAAGGGCAUAUGUUCCUGCUUCGGGCUACCCCGAAAGUUGCAUGUCAUCCUCAUUUUUUCUUGGUAUGAAUUGUCCCAGCUUCGGCAUCGGAUUUUGACUGCUGAUUUGCUGCACAAAAAUGGUUUCUGGCCAAAGAUAUCGGCAAAAGGGAAAGCUUAAAGCCUAGGGCUUAACUUCUGGCUUACUGGAUGGAUCCUGAUUGGUCUAGUGAUGCCGAUAGGAUCGCAGAUUUUCUUAUCAUUUUCAACUCAAAAUAUCAUCUUCCCCAUGAGGUAAAUUCUAAUCCUGAAAGCGGAUUAGGAUAGGCUCAGCACGCUGCCGAAAUUGCUUGCCUCCCAUUAUUAUCCAUUUUUGGAUUGGCAUAACCUUGUCAAUAAUUAAAUAUGCGCUCGAGGCUGUGCCGAGACACUAUAUUUAAUUAUGCAUCAAAAUGUGUGUAGAUACUUGAUUUGAAGACAACAGAGAAGAGGCAGAAAAAGGUCACACUGAAGCUAUGCUUAUUUACUCUCAAUUGCUCUUUCAUGGGAGUAGAAGUCGAGAGCCAGAUAUCCGCCAAGCAAUAUUUUGGCUAAGAAAGGCUUGCAAAAGCAGUCCAGAGGCCGCUUUUAGGUUAGGAAAGUUAUAUCAAAAAGGCAAAUACAUAGAACAAGACCUGGAGAAGGCUUAUUUUUAUUAUAAGCUGACGACUGUGUUCAGAUGCAAAUGCGGAAAUCUUAUCUAAUUAGUUAGUAUUUAGGUCUUCAACUGCCUAGAGCUGAAAAGCUCUUUUGGAUCCAACUAGUGACGUUACUAGGUUCGUCAACAAAAAGCCUGUGCACUAAUGUGAGAAGGAGAGAAAAUUAGCAAAAGCUAAUUUCUCCCAAACAGAAUGCAUUUUAUUUAUAUAAAUGCGGAAAUCAAAAAGAAGCAUAUCAUACAAAUCAAAUAAGUAACGUCCACCCAUGCUACCCGAAUGAAGCUACAGACGCAAUCAAUAGUCUCCCGCUCACGAAUUCAGCUAAAAAGAAAUGUGAAGCUAAUUUUAAUGCUUGGAGAUCGUCGAGUUUAAAAUAG